AUGGAGCUCCACAGCCUCCGACACCACCACAGCCACCGGACCGACAACAAGCUCCAGAUGCUGAACCUCAACCAGCGCCUGGAGACCUACCUGGGCCGAGUGAGGCUGCUGGAGGAGGAGAACACGCUACUAUGCCAGGAGCUCCAGGCCCUGAGGGGCUGCGGCCAGGGGGGGCGGAUGGGCCUGGAAGACAAGCUGAGCCUGGCCAGGCAGGAGGUGGAGGAAGCCUGGAGGGAGAAGGACCAGGUGGAGCUGGAGCUAGGGAGCCUGGGUGAGGAGCUCCAAGUCCUGGGGCUGCAGAGACAGUGGGAGGCGGACGCCCAUGGGGAGGUGAAGAAGAAGCUGGCAGACAGCAGGAAGGAGAUGGAGGAGGAGAGGAGGGCUCAGAUCUGGUUAAGAGAGAAGGUGAGCCAGCUAGAGAAACAAAUCCAGUUCCAGAUACAAACCCACCAGGAAGAUGUUGCCGGCUUCCAGGCUACACUAAUCCAAGUCAGACCUGCACUGCCACCCCCUCCAUCCCAAACGGGCACCCAGCUGCCCAGCCUCCAGGACCUGGGUGAGGAGUACUCCCAGAUGGCUGUCAGGGCGUGGCAUGAGGCGGCCAUGGUGUUUCAGGGCCAGGUAGACAGCCUGGACGAGUCUCUAAACCAGGCCAGAAGCCGGUUGGCCCAGGUGGGCCAGGAGAAAAUUGAGAGCCAGCUGAAACUUAAGGCCCUGGAGAAUGAGCUGCAAUCAGUCCAGGAUAGAAGGCAGUAUCUGGAGAGGAGUGUGGCCAAACAGAGAGACAGGGAGAGGCAAGAGAUACAAAACCUGCAGGCCCAUCUGGAGGUGUUGGAGAUAGAGAAGGGGGCGUUGGGAAAUCAGAUUGACGCUCUCCUGACAGAAAGUAGGGGUCUGGUGCAGCUGAAGAUGUCUCUAGGCAUGGAGGUGGCCACAUACAGAGCUUUACUGGACAAUGAAAGUCUGACGGGGGAUUUCUCUUCAACAAAUCAGCCAAGGAGUACCUACACAUCUGAUGGAGUGCCCAGCUCUCGAGGGGUUAAGCAAAGCUUCCAGACACAGCUGGCUACCAGUCAGAUGAUCAGUCCCAUCUCUACCUUCCAUAGAGCAAGCCCACGAUCCAAUGUAACAAUGAUGUCCGCAUCACCAAUUUGGACUCAAAACCGGAUAACCCUGAACGAAACACCUGAGAGUUGUCGAAAGACAGAGGAAGAGCAUGUUAACUUUGACUUAGGGUCCAACCGGCAGGUAAGUUGGUCAACGCCUUACCCCAAAGUACCACAGGAUGGAAUUUCAGUCGACCACUUCAGACCCAAAGAUGUCCAUGAAGAAGUCAACUAUGCUGAGCCUCUCUCACCUCCCACUGAAGAGGCAGGAGCUGAUGUUGUAUCUUGGCUUGGUUCUGACCAUAAGGAACAAUCCAUGUGGGAUUUAGAAAAGGAGGAAGAGGAUCAGAACAUAGUCAGAACCUGGGUUGCUGAAGAGAAACCCGUUCUGGAAUCUGCCAUGAGUCACCAGGUUGAGACCAGCUUCAGUAUGCCAACUGUGUUCAGCACUGAUGCUCAAGAGCUCUACAGCCCUUCAGUGAGCUAUGAGAGAGCAGUUUCAGUGACAGGGGCACAUUCUGCUUUCUCAGCGAAUGAUGAUAAUGAUGUACCUUUUGAAAUGUCUUCUGAAAAAGAGGAACCUCUACUAGAUCUGCCUUAUGGUCCCAUGAAUGCAUUGGAGGAAAGAGAUCUUGAAACAGCAAGGAAAGACGCUGAAUGGGUGGGAAAAGAAGGCUUGGAGUCUGAAACUAAAUCAGUGCUAGAACAUGCAUUUGAGACCUUCACAAGCAGUCAAGCUUUUGAGUAUGGGGCGGGGAAAAGUUACAACAAGCCAAAAGAGUUCAACCAAGAGGACAAUAUGUCUUAUGCAUCUAUUCAAGCCUCCCACGGUUCAGAAGAGGCAUUUCACCAUGUUAAAAGAGUGGAGGAAGAUGUUAUUAAUCUCACAAAAGAGGAUGAUGAAAAUGAUAUGUCUAACAAAGAUGAGGAGCAAUUGGAAGAUGAAUUGCGCCCCUAUGGGGCUGAGCUAGAAGGUGACAGCUACGCUCAGGACAACACACUGGCCGACACACACCCCCUGAUUCGUUACAAGAGUGACGAGACGGAUGCCAACACUCAGGCUUCACACAUGGGAGAAAGUGACUCCAGUGAUGGUGAAGAGGACAGGGAGGUUUGCCAGACAGGAACAGGCACCUGGGGCGAAGGCAAGUCCAAACAGUUUGACACCAUGGAGGAUCUGUAUGAAGAGUCAGAAGGGGAUGUCAUAGAUCAGGAAAGUAACAUGGGCUCCACUCACCAAGAGGACAUGGAUGCUAGCCAAACAAAUGAGCAUGCUACACAGGAGAAUGAUGAGGAGAAUGCAGUAGAUCAGUUGAUUCAGAAGACAGAAGAGGAACAAUCCUAUGAGGAACUUACAGAACCUGGAGAGUACUCCAUGGUGUGCUCUGAUGAGGACUAUAAUGAAGAAAGAAUUGAUAGAUUGGUGGAGCAAGACAGUUUAAACAGCAGGCCUGAGAGUCAAACCAAUAUGAACAACUCGGAUAUAGAAGAGUCCAACAGCACAGAUGAUGAGUCUCCAAAUGCAAGCCAGUAUUUGCAACCUGCCAACGAAGCAAAUCUAACUGCAGAUCAGGAAGACUUGUUAGAUGUGGCGGUCUCUCACUAUGAGGAUUGCAAUGCUCUUAUAGAACAUUCUGCAGAGGAGGUCACUAGCUAUCAGGCAAGUCAUGAAUGUCUUCAGACAGACAAAUGGGAAGUCUUAGAAAGUCCAAACAAACACCUGGAAUCUGGAGAUCCUUUUGCAGGUCACAAGAGAGACUCAGAGAGAUCAUCCGAAACUGACAGCAAAGGCCGGGACCGCCACAGCUUCCUCAGCUCUGGUGUACACAGCAACUUCUGGGGUUCCAAUCUGGAGACAGAAGCCCCCUAUCAACCAGAUGAGCCAUAUGACCAUGUGACCGAGCUACCCAAUCAGAACCUGGCCUUGGCUGAUAACCUAUCCUGGGUGGAUUUGGAAUCCACAAUCCACAAUCCACAAUCCAAUUGGAACACAAAGAUGGACAGUGACACACCUAAAGCUUCCACCCUUGAAGAAGAGGACAAACAGAUGCCCUCACAGGUGAAGCAGCUGGUGUGUAGAGAUGUGGUAGAGGGUGUGAAUGUUACUUCUGAAGGUUCUGAAGAUGAGGGAGACUCCAGGUCAUCUGGGGAAGAAUAG
Molecule: messenger RNA, 3264 nt
Organism: Salvelinus namaycush (lake trout)
Lineage: Eukaryota; Metazoa; Chordata; Actinopteri; Salmoniformes; Salmonidae
Gene: nes
Product: nestin
Exons: 6
Coding region: 1-3264 (1087 amino acids)
Biological process (GO): positive regulation of intermediate filament depolymerization
Cellular component (GO): intermediate filament
Molecular function (GO): intermediate filament binding; CCR5 chemokine receptor binding
Source: RefSeq, a predicted model, not a curated record